Triticum urartu is the source of this 1713-nucleotide messenger RNA. The record is from RefSeq and is a predicted model, not a curated record. NCBI's taxonomy places the organism in Eukaryota, Viridiplantae, Streptophyta, Magnoliopsida, Poales, Poaceae.
UCGGCGAUGUCGUCGUGGCCUUCCUCGGCCCAUUGGCUCGGCCUCGUCGGGACCAUCUGGCUGCAGACCAUCAACGGCCCCAACUCCGACUUCCCCGUCUACUCGUCGCAGCUCAAGGAGCUCAAGGGCAUCUCCCAGGUGCAGCUCAACUUCCUAGCGUUCGCCUCCGACGCUGGCAAGCUCUUCGGCUGGUUCUCCGGCGUGGCCGCGCUCUACGUGCCGCUCCCGCUCGUCGCCUUCGUCGGCGCGUGCUUCGGCCUCGUCGGCUACGGCGUCCAGUACCUCUUGGUGGACAGCCCAGGGCUCAAGUUCUGGCACCUGUUCCUGCUCACCGCCCUCGCCGGGAACGGCAUCUGCUGGAUCAACACCGUCUGCUUCCUGCUCAGCGUCAAGAACUUCGCGUCCAGGAGCCGCGUCGCCGUCAGCCUCGCCACCAGCUACCUCGGCCUCAGCGCCAAGGUGUACACCAGCCUGGCCGAGACCAUGCCCCGCCUGGCCGACUCCAAGGCCAAGACGUACCUCCUCCUCAAUGCCGUGGUGCCGGUGAUCGUCACCGUGUUCGUGGCGCCGGCCCUCAGGCUGUUCGACCUCAAGAGCGACUCCAUGUCGAGCACGGACACGACAUUCCUCGUCAUGUUCGCAAUCACGCUCGCCACCGGGGCGUGCGCCGUGGUCGGCAGCAUCGGCUCCACGGCCAGCUGGUUGUCCUCCAGGCAGCAGAUGGUGAGCCUCAGCGUGCUGCUGGCCGUCCCCAUACUAAUACCGGUGGCGCUCAAGAUGAACAAGAUCGGGGAGGCGAAGCGCGAGAAGGAUGACGCCGUGGUCGUGAUCGAGGUGACGGACUUGGAGACCACCGCCGCCGAGGAGGAGGUCGGAGGCCUCCAGCUGCUCAAGAAGCCGGACUUCUGGCUAUACUUCUUGAGCUAUAUGUUCAGCGGCACCCUGGGCCUGGUGUUCCUCAACAAUCUGGGUCAGAUUGCCGAGUCGCGAGGUCUCGGCCGGACUUCCACUCUGGUCUCCCUGUCGUCUUCCUUCGGCUUCUUCGGUCGCCUCCUCCCGUCCUUCAUGGACUACUACUCUGCAAAAAGCGGCCACAGCAUAUCGAGGACGGGGUCCAUGGCGUCGCUCAUGGCACCCAUGGCGUGCGCCUUCUUCAUGUUGCUCAACCAGGGCAGCGUCUUCCUGUACGCGAGCACUGCCAUCAUCGGGACCUGCACGGGGGCCAUGACGUCGGUGGCGGUGUCCGCGACCAUCGAGCUGUUCGGCGCCAAGAACUUCGCCGUCAACCACAACGUCCUGGUGUCCAACAUCCCUGUCGGCUCGCUCUGCUUCGGCUACUUCUCGGCGCUCCUGUACCAGCGGGAGGCCAGCAAGCGGGGCGCCGCCACCUGCUCCGGCGCCAGCUGCUACCAGGCAACCUUCGCCAUCUGGGGCGCCAGCUGCGUCGUCGGCACGCUGCUCUGCGUCGUCCUCUACGUCCGGUCGCGCAGCAGGUUACUUAGCUACUUCCUAGCUAGGUGCUCGUCAGAAGGCUUGACGACGGCAUUGAUCUGCGACGACGAUAGCAAGCAACAAUGGAUGCCCUACGAUUGUUCUCGCAAUGAUAUCAACGUGCUGCAGCGUUCUCCAGUCUUCGCAAGGCUUCCAGAGGCCACUCCCCACCUGUCAACUUUGAGAUCAAUGGCCACCACUACAACAAGGGAUACUACCUAG